Molecule: messenger RNA, 228 nt
Organism: Penicillium cinerascens
Lineage: Eukaryota; Fungi; Ascomycota; Eurotiomycetes; Eurotiales; Aspergillaceae
Exons: 2
Coding region: 1-228 (75 amino acids)
Source: RefSeq, a predicted model, not a curated record
AUGGUCGCUUUCCCCGUCGUCGGCGCUGGCCCCUACGGCACAAGCCCAAAAUCGGCCCGCUCGAGCACAACCGAAGUACCAAAGAUCGAUGCAGCUCAAAUUGAAAAUAUUUUCCAACAAAUGAACUGCUCCCAAGACCAAGUCUCAGCAAGUUCCUCUAGCCGCUUCGGAUGGUUCUCGCGACAGUACAACAAGAAAUUCCACAGUCGCAAAUCUGUGUCUAAGUAA